AUGGAGGAGACAAAACGCCUUCAAAAGGUUUACCAACUAUUUGCAGAGUCGCCCACUGAGAGAGUUCCCACCGACAGGUUGGGAGAUAUCUUGAGGUUUGCAGGAUACAUCAUAUCUGAAAGUUAUGCAGAAGAGCUCAUGGCCUCAGUUCCUGGAGAGAUGUUUGACUUCAGCCAGCUUGUAGAGAUCUGCGAGAAAAUCCGGGAAAGAGAGAUAACACGCGAGGAACUGCAAAAGUCCUUUCGAAGACUGGAUGCAGAAAAUACCUCGCACAUCGAUGCAGGAAGGCUUGUCCAGAUUCUUUCUUCUGGAGAAAAUAAGUUUAGUCAAGAAGAGAUUGAAGAGCUUUUGAACAUUUUGAAUCCCGAUGGAGACGGGAAGAUUUGCUAUGACUUGAUCAUCAAGAACAUAUUUGGAUACUAA
Encephalitozoon intestinalis ATCC 50506 is the source of this 423-nucleotide messenger RNA. RefSeq names its product calmodulin. Lineage: Eukaryota; Fungi; Microsporidia; Unikaryonidae. The record is from RefSeq and is a predicted model, not a curated record. Gene Ontology annotation, cellular component: myosin II complex. Gene Ontology annotation, molecular function: calcium ion binding. Bases 1 to 423 code for a protein of 140 amino acids. The transcript has a single exon.